AUGGCGACAGCUGGACCGGGACUAGCCAGUCAUGCUCAGGCUCUGACGCAGAGGAUCCAAAGGUUUACGAACCCAGAACUGAAGGAAAUUUGCAGAAGCGAGAAUCUACAAGUAUCUGGUACAAAAGCCGUGCUUCAAAGGCGGAUAGGCGAUCAUAUCAGUUUACUUGUCGCGGAAGGCAACGCUAUCCGUUUUGGUAAUCUACGUAAAAGAAUCUAUGAUAUAGCCGGAGGGCCCCCGCCAGCACCUAUACAUUCCACGAUGCCACCACACGCGCCCCACGGUCGCACCGUGGCGAAUAGCCAAUAUGGCCCACCACUUCCUGCUUCUGGCCGGUCGCAGUUUCACUCAAGAAUGAUGUUCAAAGAUUCUCCGUUCAUAACGAGACAACAGCUUUUGGCGCAACCGCUACACCUAUCAGCCACACCGUCCGGUAAAGGAUCUUCCUCGACGCCGAUUACCCUGACAGGAGAAAUUGCACUGCGCUUCAAAACAGAGGGGGAUCUGAAGAUAUUGAUAUAUGCGGCACCGGAUAGCCCGCUUGGAGGCCAAUAUACCCAUACUCUAGUGGAUAUUGCCUUUCCCCAACAUAUCGAAGUCAGGGUUAAUGGAGAUGAGGUGCGGCAUAAUUUCAAAGGGCUUAAAAACAAGCCCGGCUCAACGAAACCAGCCGAUAUCACGGACAAAGUCCGAAAAAACGAAGGCUAUAAGAACACUCUUACAGUCACGUAUGCGUACACGGACAAGGCAAGUCACCCGCCGUCGCCAACAAAACAGAAAUGGGUGUUCGAAGCACAUCUUGUACGCAAGCACACAGCUGAAAGUCUUGCUAAACGAAUUGAGCAAAAGGGUGUAUUCACGAAAGAAAAGGUCCUGAGAGAUAUGCAAAGGAAGGCAGAGGACCCAGAUAUUAUCGCAACGUCAAGUGUAAUGUCCCUGAAGGAUCCAGUAUCCGCGUCACGCAUCACAUUACCCUGCCGGUCAAACGUCUGUUCGCAUAAUGGCUGUUUUGACGCUACUUCAUUUCUUCAGCUUCAAGAGCAGGCGCCAACCUGGGCAUGUCCACUGUGCAAUAAGGCGAUAUCAUAUGAAGCUUUGGCUAUCGAUCAAUAUUUCCAGGAAAUUCUGCAAAAGACGUCGAUUUCAACAGAGCAAGUCACGAUCGAGCCUGAUGGCCGAUGGCACACCGGGGCAACGGAAACGCCCAAUACAAGAAGCAACGGAAAACAGCCGAUGCAGACUAACUAUGAUGACGAGGACAGUGAUGAUCUUGUGGAGAUAACAGAUCUAUACAUCAAACCGGCAUCAUUGUUAAUCAAGGACGAGGCCUUCGACAGGCCCAGCAAUGCUCUACUCGCCAGCACGCCUCCAAUGUCUGCUCGAGUGUCAGCAGCCCCAGGAACUGGAUCUGGGACCCCUCGAAGUGGCGGUAACGGAAACAAGAGGAAAAUUGAAGUAAUUGAUCUCACCUUUUCAAGCGAUGAAGAAGCUCCUCCGCCAAAGCGGCCUGCUGCUGAUGCAACACGAAGGAGCAUGAAUGGGCUCAACAGUCCGUACACGAAUGGGAGCUCUGGCCGUACGUCAAAUGGCUCUACAUCGUAUAGCACGCAUGCGCACUCAAGACCAUCUAACACUGGUAUGCCGUAUCGCGAGCGCUCCCACCAUGCCUACACUCCUCCCACCUUGCCUCCUCCCCCUCCACAAACCAUUCCUCGCGCAUCGGACUAUUCAUCUGCCAACUACAGAUCUCCGCCCCCGGCCCAUCGAUCGUAUUACUCUCCGCAGCAGUACUAG
Messenger RNA from Pseudovirgaria hyperparasitica, 1794 nucleotides. RefSeq lists its product as uncharacterized. The record is from RefSeq and is a predicted model, not a curated record. Bases 1 to 1794 code for a protein of 597 amino acids. Gene Ontology annotation, molecular function: SUMO ligase activity; zinc ion binding. Gene Ontology annotation, biological process: protein sumoylation. The transcript is spliced from 7 exons. NCBI's taxonomy places the organism in Eukaryota, Fungi, Ascomycota, Dothideomycetes, Acrospermales, Acrospermaceae.